Hydra vulgaris (swiftwater hydra) is the source of this 1341-nucleotide messenger RNA. Lineage: Eukaryota; Metazoa; Cnidaria; Hydrozoa; Anthoathecata; Hydridae. The record is from RefSeq and is a predicted model, not a curated record.
UUACUUUGCUUUUAUAUCGUAGUAAAACACAAUGUGGUAAAUAGAAAAAAGGUUGUACACGUUUAAGUGACAUUUUACAACGAAACUUGUAACAGUAAAACAAAGAAACAAAACAAAAAAAAUUAAUUUUUUCUGAUUUUUGUUAACGGAAUUUAUCAUGCUGCACAAAAGUAUAAUAUUUCACGUAGUCAUUGGAAUAGCUUUUAGCGAUAUAAUUAGUUCUAUUUCAGAGCAAAUGGCACUGCCUAUACAUCACAAGGAACUAGUGACUGGAUAUUAGAAAUCAUUGAAGGAUUUGAAAACUUACGAAAUAUUCAGGCUAAUGAAGAUAAUGCUGAGGAUUUUUCUAACAAUAAUGUUAUCAACUUGUUUUCAAAUAUAAACAAUAAUGAAUCUACAGCUAAUAAAGAAAUAAUUUUUGAAAUGAAAUUAGUUGGACCACUUCAGCACUCAUGGAUCAUCCACCGUCUUCCAGAUCAGAGAGGAUAUCGUAUAUACCAAAGUGUAACAAACGCUUAUUCACUGAAUGCAUGGUUAAACACUGAAGAAAAUCAAUUUGAAUACUUAUGGUCAAAAGGUGAUCUUAUGUAUUGGCAAGAUACCUACAAUAAAGUUGAAGGUUUAUUAAACAAGACUGGUAAUACCCUUCAAAACAUUGAGGCUAUUAAGCCUUCAAUGUUAUGGCUGAAACCGUGGCUCACAUUUGUGAAGGAACUGAACAAAACACGAAUAACCAGUUACUUUAAAAAUGCCUGGUCACGGUAUGGCGGUGGACGAAUUAUAAAUGAAAAAGACUUUUUUACAAAUUAUUUAAUGACUCUCAGCAAUAUGACUUCGUCCAUCCAAAGAUUGGUCGGAACAACAAAAAUAUGGACGAGUUGCCUUGAUAGACAAUGGAUAAGUCUCUUUGGAGCAGCUAAUCCUCUUGUUUAUAUAGGGAUGCCUUUCCAAAUGAUGACACAUAGCAAAAAUCCAAAGCCAUUCAAGUUACUUAUUAGAACAAUUCAGGUUGACGAAACUAAGGUGAAUGAUAUGGAUAUCAACGCUAACAAAUUAUUGCAAAGUGUCAACUUCACAGUGGCUUCUUUUCAUAUGACAGGGUCAUCAAAUAACACUAGUUAUUCUAAUUAUACUAAAUAUUCGUUGUUUUUAAUCAUAUUUAAUUUAAUUGUUUUUCUAUUAUGUAAUUGAGAGACUAAUUAGUUUUUUUUAUUAGUAAUUUCAUUUAUGUAAAUAUUAUGAUGAAAUUAUAUGUAAAUAUAUAGGAUCGUAUUUAUAUAAUUGUAUGCAGUUUAAUGUCUUUUUUUAUUAUUAUUUAAAUAAUUUACCAUUUCAAUCGAA